Colletotrichum navitas is the source of this 997-nucleotide messenger RNA. RefSeq lists its product as uncharacterized. The coding region runs from base 178 to 666 and encodes 162 amino acids. The record is from RefSeq and is a predicted model, not a curated record. The transcript has 2 exons. Lineage: Eukaryota; Fungi; Ascomycota; Sordariomycetes; Glomerellales; Glomerellaceae. Gene Ontology annotation, cellular component: nucleolus.
GGUGGGGAGCCCCUGACAAGCUGAAGCUGCGUUGCUAACAAAUAACUUUGGCGACCCGUCCCCCCCGCCGCCAGCGCGCAACAACUUGACCCGAAAUAGAGACGACCGCAUAACCUCGGACCCGUCUCCACGUCAAUACGCGGAAAAGGCUACCGACCACCACCACCACCACACACGAUGCCGUUGGACGAGUACGCAUCGGCCGUCGGUGGCGGUCUCAAACUGAAGGGCGCCAAGGUCGGCAAGCCCAAGAAGAAGAAGAGAAGGGAAAAGAGCGACCUGGAGAAGAAUCUCGAGACGGGCGACGAAGGCGGCGCCAGCGGCGCGUUGGUGAAGCACCGCGACGAGGCCGCUGGCGGGGACGACGACAACAACAGGAAGAAGAAGAAUUCCAAGAAGGACGGAGUGAGCCAGGACCUGGAAGCCGAGGCCGAGGCCGGUGCCGACGAGGAUCGAGAUGACAACGACGACGGUCGGGUCGUGCGGAAGACGGAGGCGGAGCGACGGUAUGAGGAAAGGAAGCGCAAGAGGCUCCUCGAACUCGCCGAGUCGUCCAGCUCCCGGCCCGAGCUGCUCAAGACGCACAAGGAGCGCGUCGAGGAACUCAACACGUACCUGUCUAAGCUGAGCGAGCACCACGACAUGCCCAAGAUAGGACCCGGCUAAAAACGGAGAAAACUGGUGGGAGGGGAAGGCGUCGUCAGGGCGCAUCAUGUGUGUGCAUCUCGGGAAUGGCGUUAUUUUGGGCCCUGGCGUUUUGUGGUCUAUACCCUCCAGAAGUCCUUUGGGAAAGAAAAUGUUUACGGAACCCCCGUGCAAGAGCAUCCUCUUCGCACAACAGCAGACACGAGAUGCGUCGCCCCUGAAAAGUGAAACAAAAACACUCACUGCCGAGAUCGCCUAGAAUGCGGCAAUCCCGGGGAUUAGGUCAUGGAUGUCGGCCUCAUUUUCACUGGCACGCGCGCUGUCUCGAAUCUUAAAAAGUCUCAAGUGAUAC